UAGCAGUUUGAGUAAUUACUUCUGUGAUUUCAGUAAUUCAGUUAGUUUCAGAGAUAUUUUAAUUUAUAGUUUUAACUAAUGUUGAAACUUAAAUUAUAGAGAGAGAGAAUUGAUAAGAAGUUCAGAGUAUAUUAUUUUUUGAAUCGAACCGUAAUUAAUGAACAAGUCUUUUUAUAUUUAUUAAAUAUUUUGAAUUUUACGAUUUUCAACUGACAUAAGAAUGAAAUUGAUGGGCUUCAUUUUUAAAACCAACAACCAACCUUCAAUGUUAUUGUUAUUAAUAUUAGUACUACUAAACUCUCUGGCAUUGCAUACAGUGAAUGGAAGGAUUUGUGGCACUGGACUCAACAGCCUGAUUUGCCCUAAACAUGAGUUUGCAGAAGCAAGAUAUUGUUGUGGAGAACUGGGUUCAGAAUACUGUUGUAAUGCAGAUGAAUAUUUUGAAUACACUACUUCUGACAGUAACACGGGCUUGAUUGUGGGAUUGUUAAUUUCUUCAGUUAUCGUAGUUGUUGUUGGUAUCCUCUUAUGUUGCUUCUGUUGUGGCUGCUGCCUCUUAGCAAAACGUCGACAACAGGGAAGAGUUUUAUAUGGCCCACAAUCUACCACAUUUGUAUCUAACACUACUUCAGCUGUUACGUAUGGCCCACAACCGGGAAGUCAACCACCAACAACUAGCAGCUUUUCUCCUUAUCCACCACCAUUUGGUGGUGAUCCCCAGUAUCUGGCACAACCUGUUGUCUAUCCUCAAUACCCAACACCUACUAGUGGCUAUCCACUUCCAACUAGUGGUGUUCCUCCAUACCAUCUUUCUUCCAGUGGUCCUCCACAAUAUCCAGCUUCAUCUGGUGGCUGUCCACAGCGUAAUCCACCAAGCAGUGGACAACAAGGAGAUUUCUGUUACAACCCAUCAGUACUUGGGAUGAACCCUCCUCCUUAUCCUGGAAUCAGUCAGCCCGCUUACAACCCUGCUUACAUGGCUAAUAACCAGAGUGAAAAAGUAUAGUUGUUGUUUUUUAUAAAAUAUUGAAUUUAGCAUAAUCUGGUAAUCGUUUCCUUGUGAUGAGAAAAACAUUGAUUUUGCUAGAACAGAAAUCAUAAGAAAAAAAGAAAUGCUGUUUUUUCUAUAUUUAUUUUUCUUACUUCAAUAAUGUACAUCCUUACAUUUGAGACUUAUAAGGAAUCUCGUUUAUGAAGUAUUUUCAUGAUUUGUUCUCUUUCAUAGUAAAUACCUUUGAUGCCACCAUUUGAGAGGGUGGCUAUUAGUACACCAUUAAUUAAUACUUGUUACACAAAAAAAAUUUUUAAUUUGUAUUUUAAAAAAUUCACUAAAACUAACAUUAUGUUCUCAACGUAGUGAUAUAAUUGUACUUAAUUUCUUGUAAACUUAUUUAUAACAUCUUUUGUGAGAUAACGUGCACCAAAGCUAAUGUAACUGAGUCUAAUUGGAAAUAAGACAUUGUUUUGCGGUAUUUAAAAAAACAGCUGCUUCACUAAAUGUUAAUGGAACUUAAAGUAGCAUGAAACACAUUCACUGAUAAGAUAGAAUUAAAUUUAAAUGUGAUUAAGACCAUCAGUCAUAAACUUGCUAAUGAGAUAUUUUAUUUUAAUGUAAAUAUGUCUCUGUUUUUAAGUACUCUUUUUUUUUCAAUUAUAUGACAUUAGGCCUAAAAAUGUGUGUUCUGGUUUCCUGACCAAAAAUAAGUAGGUAUGAAAGUAGGAAUUUUGCCUUGGCCAGAUGUUUUUUAAUUAAAGUAUUGAAUGUUUUUAGCCUCAUAAUAGAACAAAAAUAACAAAGAUUUUCGGGUCAACAGUAAAAAGUAGAAAUGUUUGUGAGACCAAUUCUAAACAUUUUUGAAAGAAAAUUAUAGAUAGUUUACAUAUUCUUAUAUAGACUUAGUUCAUCCUUUGUUUUUUAUGGUAAUGUAAGUGUAAGCAAUCCAAUCAGAUUGUUAAUAUUAAAGAUAUAUUAAAACAUUACAGUUUGAUCGAUAAUUUUCAAAAUAUUCAAAAAAAAAGGAAGAAGCAUUUGUUUUUGGACCAUUUCUGGAUGACUUGUGAAAAAGCCUGGGUGUUAAGAAAGUAGUCUAAUGUCUCUUAGCAACAAAUUACAACGUUCUAUGUUCUUUAAUGUGUAUAUAAAAGGGGUGCAGUGGCUUAGUUCUGUUAUUUGAAAUUUGCUUUAUUUUGAUGGAAGUGAGAACUCAUACAAUGCCUGAAUGUGCUUUUAUAUUUCGAUUCUUAAAUAGAAUGUGAAUUUAACGUUUAUUGUUAAACUCCCUUAUCAUAAAAUAUUCAAUUUUUCUAUGGCCUUUUUGUUUGUGUAAAAUUACACAUUGGCAGCUUUGAAAUUGUUGACAGCAAUUUAAAUUGUUAUUGAACACAACAAUAAAGCUUGUAAAGAUUCGUUGAUUUUAUAUAACAAUAUUGUAUCAAUUAUGUGCUCAUUCAUUGUUGGAAAAAUAUUAAAAGUGAGUACUUUAUUUUUAUUUAAAAGACGAAUUUUAAAUGAGUUUGGAUGUAUUAAAACUGCAUUUAAAUACUUAACAAAAAAGAACAGAGUUCAACCAGCAAGAAGGCUCUUGUAUUUAGUUUUGUUUCCUUUAGGUAAAAUAUUUUUGAACUCGUGCUUCUGUUUUUUACAAUAUGUAUAUGAUUUUGAGUAAAUAGUAGUGUAAUAUUAUAUGUAAUUUGUUAGACCUAAAAGUAGCCUAACUUUACUUCUUAUGCCAACAUUUUCAUAAAAAAAACAGAUAGAUAAUCUGUAAGUGCUUAAGUUUUGUGGAAAAACAAACAAACAAUGGCUGUAAUAAAAUGUUAGUUUGACUUUUUAUAAAUGUAUCGUUUUGAAUGUUCAUCUGAAUGAGUAGACUCAUCAUAGUUUUCGGCUGAAUUUAUUUAUAUUCUUUCUUACACCUUGUUAAGGUUUCAGUAGUUGCCGAAAGGGGCAAUGCAGUUUUGUCGAAAGUACAAAAUGUGCUCAGUGGCACAAGUCAAAUUAUUUUUUUUAUUUGACUGAUGCAUAUAUGAAAAUAACUUUAAUGAAAUAAAGGCGUUUGGUUCCUCAACUAAAAGUCAAAAUUGUUAUUCUAAAUUCAUCAAAUUGAGCAAUACUAAUGACAUAUAACUAUAUCGGAAUUUGCAGAAUAUUUACAGUUGAUAUAUUGGAGUUUUUUUAGGUAUGAACUGCGGUUAUCUCUAUUCUGAAGUUAUUUACACUCAUUAGUCACUAAGCUGGGUAACAUAAUUACCCCACUGCCUUUAUUAACGGCAAAUGAAAAUUUUAAUAACACUUUUAAAUUAUGUAUCGAAUAUUCCAUAAGAUGUCAAUGGUAUGAUGUAAUAUUUCGCGAAAGUUCGGGCAAAAUAAACAAACAUGGAGGUAACUAUGACCUUCUCUUGAUAACGGAA
Messenger RNA from Limulus polyphemus (Atlantic horseshoe crab), 3411 nucleotides. Its product is annotated as protein shisa-5-like. Lineage: Eukaryota; Metazoa; Arthropoda; Merostomata; Xiphosura; Limulidae. The coding region runs from base 221 to 1006 and encodes 261 amino acids. The transcript is spliced from 4 exons. The record is from RefSeq and is a predicted model, not a curated record.